Molecule: messenger RNA, 4317 nt
Organism: Hylaeus anthracinus
Lineage: Eukaryota; Metazoa; Arthropoda; Insecta; Hymenoptera; Colletidae
Gene: Prp39
Product: pre-mRNA-processing factor 39-like
Exons: 13
Coding region: 3-3233 (1076 amino acids)
Biological process (GO): RNA processing; mRNA 5'-splice site recognition
Cellular component (GO): U2-type prespliceosome; U1 snRNP; commitment complex
Molecular function (GO): protein binding
Source: RefSeq, a predicted model, not a curated record
UUAUGUUAGUUCACGAGUAUCCUGCAGAUGGUCUCUCAAACAUGAUGCCGCCAUUUUCUUCUUCAGUUCUGCGUUUUACAUUCCAGAGAUUGCAUCGAGGCAAGAUGUCGUCCGAAAGUGGUGACGAGAGUGAAAUGGCUUUAAAUGAACCUGUACGACGUACACGAUCUGGUCGUGCACGCAAGACCCCUGUCGUGGCCAAGAAGUCUCCUGCUAAGAAACUUCUAGCAAGGGCGACACGUUCCCCGAAAAAAAUGCAAGAAAUCGAAGAGGUCGAGGAGGAGCAGGAACCCAUAUUGCAAGAGGCAGUCGUUCUAGAGAGUAUUCCAGAGAAUGGAGUACAAAGGUUCGGUGACAUUAUCAUUGAGCAGCAUGCAGAGGAUGAUUCCACUAUGUUGCACUUGGAAUUGGAGGAUUCUGGUGACACUGCUGUUCAUGAAAUCAAUAUGAAUCAGAAUAUAGAAAUAUCAGAAGAGCAAGAGAAUGUACCUGAUUUAGAAACUACUGUAACUGAAAUUGUCCACACUGAUAAUGUGUCAGAUCAUAUGAUCAUAGAAGAGAGCAGUAUGGAUAAAGUGGAUAUGUUGACUGAAAGAGGACAAGUAGAAAUGGAAGGACAAGACACUAGUAACGAUGAAACAAACCAACAUGUGCUGAUAGAUUUUCAAGAAGUUAUAAAUGAAGAUGGAGAAACCAUAAAUCAAGUAACAGAAAUUUUGGAGACAGAGGAAAUUGAAUCUGAAACUAUUAUAAAUGAUGAUGCUGGGAUGGAAGUUAUGGAGGUGGACAAUUGUCAACAAGAAGCACCAGAAGUUAUUGAGAGCAUGGCAGGAAAAAUUGAACCUGAUACAGAAAUGGCAGACACAAUGGAAGUUUCAGAGGUAGCAAAUACAGAUGAAUGCUCACCUGAGGAUGCUAUCAAGAAAACGGAACCAGACACAGAGGCUGUGUCUGAAGAUGAACUGCCUACUGAAGCUGCAGCAAAGGAGCCUGAAACAGAAGCCGUAUCUGACGAAGAAUUGCCAGCGGCGGCCCCCGCUGAUUUGGGAGAGACUGAGUCCGUCUCUGAAGACGAGUUGCCACCAGAUAGCGAGAAGAAGAAAAAAAGCGGAAUAAAGGCAAUGAGCAAAACUCCUGAAAAGAAAAACAAAGCGGAAGGUGGAAAUAAACGCAAAUUAAACGCAGAAGGAGAGUACGACCCUAGUUCGCCAACAUCCGAGAAUAAUGAUGAAACGCCAGCAAAAAAAGUAGCACUCUCGGUUGAAGCUGACGAGGGAGACAAUAAGCUAGAGACUAAACCAGCAUCACCAAAGAAAAAGACGUUGCCAGAGUUGGACAAGUAUUGGAAAGCUGUUAACGAGGAUCCGUCGGAUUUCACAGGAUGGACGUAUCUUCUUCAAUAUGUCGAUCAAGAAAAUGAUGCAGAGGCUGCACGCGAAGCUUAUACCAAAUUUUUGGAGCGUUAUCCAUAUUGCUACGGUUACUGGAGAAAAUUUGCUGAUUACGAGAAGAAGAAGGGCAACCCCGAAAAUGUCCAAAGGGUAUUCGACCAAGGUUUGAAAGCUAUUUCGCUCAGUGUGGACCUUUGGCUCCAUUACAUCAACCACUGCAAAACCGUCUACGAAAAGGACGAAGAGAAACUCCGAGAACAAUACGAAAGAGCUAUUCAAGCGUGUGGUCUUGAGUUUAGAUCUGAUCGUCUUUGGGAAAGUUAUAUAAAGUGGGAGUUAGAAGGCAAACGUCUCAGCAGAGUAACAGCAUUGUAUGACUGUUUAUUAUGUACCCCCACCCUUGGCUAUAUCUCUCACUUCGAUGCAUUUCAAGAGUUUGUCUCUUCGAACUUACCAAAUCGUAUUUUAAGCGUUGACGAUUUUCUCGCACUGCGCGCUGAAGUAAAAGCGCUGUUAAAAUCAGACGACAGCACUUCCACUUCCGCGGCUGACGAUGCACCACCAGGCGAAGAACCUCCACCACACGAACUUCCACCUACCGACGAAGAGACACGUGCUAUCAGAGAGAAAAUUAUUAGCAGUAGGCGUAAAAUGCACAAAGCUAAUAUCAAUGCAGUUGCUGCGAGAUGGUCAUACGAAGAAGGCAUUAAAAGGCCAUACUUCCACGUAAAACCUUUAGAACGAUGUCAGCUGAAGAAUUGGAAGGAAUAUCUCGAUUUUGAAAUCGAGCAGAAAGAUCAAAAUCGAAUAAUUAUUUUAUUUGAAAGGUGCUUGAUAGCCUGUGCUUUAUACGAUGAAUUUUGGAUGCGAUUUGUUCGUUAUUUAGAGUCGUUGAAAGGCAAUAACGUUGAUAAAAUUAGGGACGUGUACUCCAGAGCAUGUAUGGUGCAUCAUCCAAAGAAACCAAAUUUGCAUCUUCAGUGGGCGACCUUUGAAGAAGGUCAAGAUAAUUUCGAAAAAGCGGCUAGCAUAUUGGAAAAUAUCGAUAACGUAUUACCAAAUAUGUUACAAGUGGCGUAUCGAAGAAUAAAUUUGGAACGUAGAAGAGGGGAUUUGGACAAAGCCUGUACAUUAUAUGAAAAUUAUAUUAGCAAUAGUAAAAAUAGAACGAUCGCAAAUAACAUCGCUGUUAAAUACGCACGGUUUCUCUGCAAAGUCAAAAAUGAUGUGGAUAAGGCAAUUAAAGUAUUACUGAAGGCUACAGAGAAAGACAAAGAUAAUCCCAGACUCUAUCUACAAUUAAUCGAUUUAGGGAUGCAGAGAACUCCUGUCGAUACACAAGAAAUCGUAGGAUACAUGGAUAUGUUUAUAGAACGAGAACAUGCUGACCUCGAGCAAAGAGUCCUUUUUGCACAACGUAAAGUAGAAUUUCUCGAAGAUUUUAGUCCUGAUAUUCGACAAGUAUUGAAAGCGCACGAACAAUUCCAAAAAUGCAUCAAACAAGCAAAGGAACGGAAGAAGACGAAAAGCGACGAUGCCAAAACUGAUACUUCUCCUCCAAAGAAAGUCAAAACGGGUGACCAAUCAAGCGUACCACUGCCGCCUUCUGUUAGCUCUCAGUCAUCUUACCAGUACAGCAGUGGGCCAAGCGGACCUUACCAAUCGCAGCAACAAUUUCAGGGCGGCCAGUAUGGCGGCCAAGGCGGUUAUCAACAGGGUUAUCAACAAUAUCCGCCUCCGUCCGAUCCUAACUAUGCAAAUUAUCAGAGUUGGCAAUAUGGGCAAGGUGGACCGCAAGCAUACGGGCCAUAUAAUCAGUGGGGACAUUACAAUUACUAUUAGUGGAUAAAUACAAUGGUUUUUUCCUGUAUCAGCUUUUCAUUGCGUUGCUGUGUCUACUGUAUAUUUUAUAAUCUUUAUUCUUCUUUCGUUCGCGGAUGAUUGACGAGGAAAGGAAAUGAAAUCUUUACAGUAUCAAUGACACAUCAGUGACCUGACACGAAUCCUAAUGCUACACGUCGUACUGAUAUUUUCAUUUGCUGCAGUAAACCGAUUUUUUCAUGCAGUUCUGUCUUAACGUAAUUUUAAAUAACAUAGCCGUACAGGAAACACUGAUAAAUUUACGACUGUUGACGAAUAUGUAUUGCAAUUGUAAAACUAAACAGGUAAUCGACUUAAAUUGCCAUACAGUACGAAAGUGAAGUACGCUAUAUGUUCUACAUCCUUAAGCAUGUAUUUAAAAAAUAUCUCUUCGUAUCUGCAUUGAAUUUGCAUCAUAAAACUUUUCACGUUUUUGAUAGUUUAUUCCGUGACAUCUUAUUUUUUCAACGAGAAACUAUAUGUUCCCCUUAACUUGUAAUAAUUGUUCCUUUUCUUGUGCGUACUUAGUUUAUAAUGAUAAAGUGUCUGAUAAUGGGCGUCAACGUAUCGCGUGAAGAACAUUAGAGAAUAUAUAUACAUAUAAUUGGGAGAAUAGAUAUUUUAAUGACUCGCAAACGCUAUGUAAGCGUAAUUGUUAGAUAUUCACGGAAUAAAUGUUGUUGACAUUUGUCGAUACAAUUUUGAUAAACGUGCGAAUCGAAAAACGCGACUACGUUUCUAUAACAUUAUCAAUUAUAGAAAAAAGUAUGAUCAUUGGUUAUUAGACCUUGUUAAAUUCUUUAGUUUACAGAAGCGUAUUAUGUCCUACGCUGUAAUUUCGCAUUUGUCUAGGAUUUGAAUUCAGUCGUAAAUUUGUUUUAGAAGUCGCAUAUUAAAUGAAUUAUUUCCGUAUGUGAAUUUUUAUAAUUUACAAUAAACGAAAUUUAUAAGUACGCAAACACUUAUAACGAUGACAGCUUAUUUCGUUUAUAUUGAUUUAGAAUUUUAAGGUAAUAUAUUUGUGAUUGUCAAAAUAAGAAAAUAUAAUUUUAGAUCAUAUUGUGAA